AUAAAUAAAAUCAAAACACGCAGACUCUUAUCUAUAUUAAGGCCUGCAGCCGGCUUUAAAUACAAUGUCAGUAAAGCAGAGUAGAAAAAUCUUGCCAUUCACUGAAGUUGCAGUAUAUCAAAAAUCUCCAAUUCAUAGUAUAGCAGGCAUAAACAUACGCAUAGACAAGAUGAUUGCUGGAUUAUUUAUAUUUGGAAUAGUUUUUAAAACUCGGGUUAUUUUUUGCUCUGCAUAUGUUUUCUCUAUAGUUAUUUCAAAGCUAAUAGAGCCAAUUCUAGGGAUUAAUAUAUACAUUGCAAAAGUCAUUUCUCUUGCUGGCCUGGUAUUCCAGAUAAUUAUGCUUCCACCAAAGGGAGCUAUACCAAUAGUUCUUACACUUAUUUCACUUCUAUUGAUGUACAUUGAGGUACUAACAACAAACCGGGUGCCAGAAGAAUACAAUAGUAUUCUAUGUGUAGGAAUUACUAUGAUACUCUUUAUUCAGCUAGAUAUGAUCCUUAAGUUUUCCUGGAAGGAAAUGACUAUAUCCCUACAUAAAUCACAUACAGCACAGGAUUCUGUCAAGUUCAUACUACUUAUAUAUUUAGGAAUGCUUACAUCCGCCUUUUACAGGUCUAUAUAUAGUGCAAUGCAGUUAUUUAGCAGAAAUGUUCUGCUUAACAUACUGAAUAUAGUAACUGCAGGCACAAUUACAAUUUUAUCUUAUUUUGUCUAUAGAAUUCUGCACAGUUGUUAUAUUCUUAUAGAAUAA
Molecule: messenger RNA, 751 nt
Organism: Nematocida parisii ERTm1
Lineage: Eukaryota; Fungi; Microsporidia
Exons: 1
Coding region: 65-751 (228 amino acids)
Source: RefSeq, a predicted model, not a curated record